This is a messenger RNA of Pararge aegeria (speckled wood butterfly), 1800 nucleotides long. It is a transcript of the gene Lsd-1, whose product is annotated as lipid storage droplets surface-binding protein 1. Gene Ontology annotation, cellular component: lipid droplet; cytosol. Lineage: Eukaryota; Metazoa; Arthropoda; Insecta; Lepidoptera; Nymphalidae. Bases 126 to 1268 code for a protein of 380 amino acids. The transcript has 9 exons. Gene Ontology annotation, biological process: lipid storage; positive regulation of triglyceride storage. The record is from RefSeq and is a predicted model, not a curated record.
GCCGCUAUCAGGCUCAGUAGGAAGUCGCGCGGCGUAUCGGCUGACCGUUAGAAGGGAAAGGGUGUUAGAAGCAGUGCCAGUGACCACCGACCACCACAGACGUGUCGCCUACCAUCAUUACCACAAUGACGAAAGUACAGAAGCCAGGUCUACCGCGACUGGAAGCGCUCGAACGUGUCGCAAACAUACCUAUCGUUGAAUCGGGGAUAGAGGCCACUGAAAAGAUUUAUUCCAAAAUCAGGGAGUCCAAUCCACUCAUACGAUGGUACUUGACCCUGGGAGAAAAGUCGCUGGCCACAGGAGUGCAGCUGGCGCUUCCGGCGGUGCAGCUGUUGGAGAGCCCAAUCCACCAGCUGGACAGGUUCUUGUGCAUGUCACUGGACGUCGUGGAGAAAAGGGUGCCGUCGAUCAACUUGCCGCCACAAACUUCUGCUCACCAGCAGAUGUACUCGGAGACCCGGCAAUACGUCCUGCGCAGGGCUGACUCCGUUAAGCAGCUGGGCACCGCAGUGCUAGACUCGAGGGUCACUGCUGUCACCGUCGACGCGCUGGAUCGAGCGCUCACUACGGCGGACAAAUACGUCGACAAGUACCUGCCUCCCGACGGCCAAGAUGCUGCUGAUGUGCUGAUCGUAGUGACGGGCGCGGACGCGGCGGACGGCGCGCAGUCGGGGCGUGCGCGCGCCACUCACGCGGUUCAGCACGGCGCACGACUGCGCAGGAAGCUACAGCGACGUCUCACGCGCCAGGCACUCGCCGAAGCCAAGGCCAUCAAGGAGCAGAUCCACGUGCUGGUGUACGUGGCAGAGCUGGUGGCCACUGACCCGGUGCUCGCGUGGGCCAAAGCGAAGGAGCUGUACUCGUCGCUGAGCAAGUCGGAGCCUGAGAACCAAGCCCGGCCAGCCACCCUGGAAGAGCUGCUGGUGCUGUUAUCCAGGGAGAGCGCGCGGAAAAUCGUACACCUCAUCAACUACACACACAACGAUUUGCCUAACAAUAUCCGCCAAGGACUAUCUAUUGUGACGAGGCAUCUGUCAACGGCUGCAGACGCUUUGCUUAAGACUUUGCCGGUGGAAAGUGCGAUGUCUGAAGUACGUGGACUACGCAGCAGGCUCCAGGACUUGCUGCAACAGCUGCAGGCCACCUCCAAGACCUAUAUGGAGCAUCUCGCCAUGCUGGUGGCUGGAAACGAGGAGAGAGAGAAGAUAGCGCCGCGCUCCGUCUACGGCCAGCGAGACGACUUGGCGACCUUCAACGGCGUCAACUAGACGGGUCAUUCGGCUCGUCGACACCCUGCCCCGAUGAAGAUACAGACAUGGCCUUUCCUGGCAACGAUUUGCUCUUCAUAUUUUAUACUCAGAUAUUACAAUACUCCAUAUUUAUAUACUUCGAACUGUGAUCGUACAACUCAUAGCUGCAAAUAUACUAUAGUAUCAAUACGGAAGUGUGACUGUUUGUUUGUUGUGUACCUUUAUGUUACGCUCAAAAAAGCUUGAAUCCUAACAUAGGAUUUAUAUCGCGUAAGUUCCCUGGUACAGUUCCCGCGGGGUUCAUAUAAUUCAAAAUGUAUUAUUUAUGUACGGCUUGUUAAACUAUUAAUUUAACCGUUUCUUGUAGCACAAUUAAAGAACUCGGUUCGUUAAAAUUAUUUUUCAAAGCUUAAAAUAAUUGUUAUGUUGGUACCUAGGGAUAAUCUCAAAAGUAGGGUUUUAAGGCUAUAUCGCUGGUAUUUUAUUUUUACUUUAAGACUAUUACACUUAUUAUACAUAAUAACUUCUGUCUAUCGAUACCUAUAUUUAU